CCUAAAUAAUAGCGUAACGUUAUAAUUAACUGUAAACCGUAAUUACUGGAUUUUAUGACGUAUUAACUGAGUUGACGAGAUAAUAGAUUGUCAUUUAAUAUGAUUGAUUUAUUGUCUCACAUGCGAGGAAUGCAGCAUUGGUAAGUUAUUAGAUCCAAUAUCAAUUACCACAAUGAGAUCAAACCCAAUAUGGCUUCUAGGAUUUCACGGUCCACGACCGCAAUACUUAGCUAUACCUUUCAUAAAAUCCAGUAAACCAAUUCAUGCUCAUAUCAGUGUAGUCUCUGAUCGGAACAACAUGUGUUCCAAGCAGCAGGAUUCAUGUGUCGAGGUGAGAUUUGGACAAAUAUUUCGUUUAGCAUUUUGUUAUGUCAUUUUUAAACAAUUUGUAAAUUAAUUUUCACUUUUCUCUCAAACUCGAAUGCCUUUUCUUAAGCCUGUGCACCGUGUGCCCCCCUCCUUUAUCUGAUGCAGUGCCAAAUUGAAUAUUUCUCCAAAAUACUAACAUUUUCUAACGUUCAAAAUUAUAUUUUUUGUUUUUAUACUUGCAUUGUUGUAACAGGGUUGUUGGAAAUGGGGUUAACUGUUGAGGUGUUGGUAUUUUGGUGAAAUUAUCACCUGUAAAUAAACAUACAAUAAAUUUCUAUAUUCCUAUGAAUAUCGUAUUUAUUUAAAAAUAUUUAUAUUUAUUUUUUAACUACUUCUUGUAUGUUUAUUAUGUAGCAUUUUGUAAAUAAUUUAUUAAUUUCUGCUUGGAUCAAGCUUGCACAGUCUUGUAGUUUAGAGUGCGUGAAGCUUUUUUCAAGAUUAUCCUUGCAUGCUUUACUACUGAGCUUUGUUAUCGCUUCGACUAGGCUGAGGAAGUUCCUCUGGGGAUUGACUUAGAAGAAGAAGAACCGAGUGAAUAUGAUGAACCAGUACAGGAUUAUAGUUUCUAUGAACCGACACUGGAUCCCAGUUCUGAGUUUCCAUGGCAUCGUCCUUAUAAUCAGAUCAAAAACACAGAAUCCAUUGAGCCCAGCAUUGACAUAGGUCAAUUUCAUGAUCCAUGGCAAAUUUACAGAGGGAACAUACCUCCUAGUAAAGAUGAUGCAAGUUGUAUAAAUGCAACGGAAAGUCAUAGACAGUAUGCCUGGGACUACAUGCAACCGCAAACACAGCAUUAUACACCUGAGAAUAGUCACAAUUCUGAAAACACUUACACUCAAAAUUAUAAUAGCGAAAUAUGGCAAUAUAAUUCCGAACAGAGUUCUCAACCUCAAACUACGCAACAGUUUACGACAUUUACACCUUCAAUAAGUUCUCAAUGGGAAGAGAGUCAAUGCAACAUAAAUGUUCAUGAUCAACACUAUCACACACCGAUCCAAGAAAUAAUUGUUCACCAUGAUCAUUACCCAAGUCACAGUAAUCAACAAAGUUCCCCUGAAUCUCAAAAUCAGCCUGGUGAUCAUCAAGGUCAUCAUAACAACCACCAAAGUCACAUCCAUCACCAACAUAUCGAACAUCAUCAAAACAAUUAUCAGAAUUACAAUCAAUCUCAUCACCAUGAAAAUGAUCAGAACCAAAACGAUUUCACUCAGCAGCGUUUUGAAAGUCAUGUACAUGAACAAAAUCAAAAUUAUAAUUAUCAACAUUCAUCAGAACAUCAUCACGAGGCACAAUCCUAUCACGACCCUGGUUUGGAGCAAUCACAUCAAAGAGCCGAUUAUUAUCAAGACAAACACGAUUCACAGUCUCUUUUUCAUAACCAUUCCCAUAGCAAUAUCACAGAAAAUAACAAAAAUGUUAACAAUGAUGAUAGAUUCAAUAAUAGUUAUAGGAAAAAUGUUGAAAUAAAUUAUUCGCAGUUUAAAAAACAAACUCAACCACAAAUAUACACUGUCAUGAUGGAUCAUGAAAGGCUGCAUAAUGUUCGUAAAUUACAUUCAAAUCUAAAUGGCUGUGAAGCAGAAUACUAUAGUAAUACUUUUGAAGAUAUCCCUAGGCAUCCGUACGAUGGAUUUUAUCUAAGACAUAGAACUACUAUAGAUUCUCGGGGGCGAAAAAUCUGUAUUCAUGAAAUACCUUUAUCCCCUCCUUCGCCAACACCGUCACUCGAGUCGUCACUUGAAAGCGAUGAUGAAAAUGAAAUAUUCAAAGAUAUUAACUAUGACAGGCUGAACGGUGAGGAAAGUCAAGUAAGUAGCCAACUGUAUGACACAACGUAAAGGGUACGUAAUCAGAUUUUUUUUGAAGCUAUGCCAAAUGUAAUUAGUAGUUUCUUUAGAACUGCAUGCAUAUAGUGAUCAAAAAUACUAAUUUUUAAUAUCAUUAAUCUAUUACUUUUUCUGUUAAAAAUUUACUUCAAUACAUGAUUUUAAAUUUCAUUUUAAUAAUUGAUUUCACUUGGGUG
Molecule: messenger RNA, 2392 nt
Organism: Danaus plexippus (monarch butterfly)
Lineage: Eukaryota; Metazoa; Arthropoda; Insecta; Lepidoptera; Nymphalidae
Product: sex-determining region Y protein-like
Exons: 1
Coding region: 1143-2207 (354 amino acids)
Source: RefSeq, a predicted model, not a curated record